Nicotiana attenuata is the source of this 813-nucleotide messenger RNA. RefSeq lists its product as uncharacterized. Lineage: Eukaryota; Viridiplantae; Streptophyta; Magnoliopsida; Solanales; Solanaceae. The transcript has a single exon. The coding region runs from base 1 to 813 and encodes 270 amino acids. The record is from RefSeq and is a predicted model, not a curated record.
AUGUUAGAUGCUAAAGGGGUGUCUACUCCACUGUCUAAUUCAUCAGUGUUGUCUCUCAAUGAUGGUUCUACUCCAACGGAUGCAAAAGAGUAUCGGCGAGCUAUUGGUGCUUUGCAAUACCUAUCGCUCACUCGUCCAGAUAUUUGCUUUGCGGUAAACAAGUUAGCUCAAUUCAUGCACUCUCCAACUGUUAAGCAUUGGCAGGCUGUCAAAAGGGUUCUUCGAUACUUGAAGCACACUAUAACUUAUGGCUUACACUUCAAGAAGUCUUCUUCCUUGUCCCUAACAGCAUUCUCUGAUGCUGAUUGGGCCGACAACCAUGAUGAUCGCAUGUCUACAUCAGCUUACUUAAUUUUUCUUGGCUCUAAUCCGAUCAGUUGGUCAUCCAAAAAGCAGCGUACAGUUGCUAGAUCAUCUACUGAAGCAGAAUAUAAGGCGGUGGCUACUGCAGUGGCUGAAGUGAACUGGCUCUCUAAUCUUCUUCGUGAACUCUUUCUAAAGCAGCUCAAGUUACCAAUUAUAUAUUGUGACAAUAUUGGUGCUACUUAUCUUUGUAAAAAUCCCGUUUUCCAUAGUAGGAUGAAACAUGUAGCCAUUGACUUUCAUUUUGUUCGAGACCAAGUUUCCAAGGGAGAAAUUGUCGUGCGAUAUAUACCAACAGGUGAACAAUUAGCGGAUCCCCUUACAAAGGCCCUACCUAAGCGGGCGUUUCUCCAACUAGUCAACAAGAUUGGUCUUCUUUCCAUCCAGCCCAUCUUGCGGGGGCAUGAUAAAGGGAUUCAAAAUCAUAACAGCUUUUCAUUAUCCACGUGA